AUGAUUCCUUAUUCUAGGUCAAAGCCAGUGUCUUCCGAGGACUUAAGAGAAAACUCUCAGUCUCAAAAGGCACCCACCCGAGGUGGAUUCCAGAAGAGCGAGGAGGUUCUUAGCUCGCCAGCACCAUCCGUCACCCUUAGCCAACAUGAGUCUCAACUGUUUGCCCAGCUACCCAUGGCCAAGAUGGAGAAAAUGUUUGAGGAUAAUGUUGACCCAACCGGAGCCCUGGACAUGCAGGCUUUCAUUAAGGCCGUGAAGAAGAUUCUGAGCAAUGUGUCAGAUGAGAUGCUCGAGAUGCUGUUUCUGAAGGUGGACACAGACUGUAAUGGCUCCAUCACCUGGCAGAAGUACAUGGAUUACAUGAUGAGUGAGUUCCAGAGGAAGGAGCUGAUGAGGACGAGCCAGUACCGCCUGCACUUUCGCCUCCCCAUGAGGAUCAUCCCCCUGAACCAUGGAAGUGAGAUUGUGAAGGUGCAGAUUUUAAUCCAGCGGUUCAAGAAGAUUGGGCACCUCCUGACAGUCACCAAGGAUGGGAUCUUGCAGAUCUGGUCUGAGGCCUUCUCACUGAUUAGCUCCUUUAGGCUUAACCAGAUCCAGCAGCUCCACAACCAGCAGAUGUGGGUCAUCGACAUGGUGUGUCUCCACAACAUGAACCUGAUUGCGAUUGCAUCUACUCACCAGAAGAUAGAGUUCUUUGAUAUCAGCAACCAUAAUUGUGCCCAGGCCUUCACCCUCAUGGAUCUGGACAGCUGUGUCCUGGCCAUGGACUACUGGUCUGACUAUCACAGAGGUGUGUUCUGCUACGGGGACACCAAAGGCAAUGUCAUCGUCUUCACCUCCGACAAUGUGACCCACGGGCUGUUCAACCCCCGAAUCCUCCCCAGGACCUCCAAAUGGGAUCACUGCAUCAGGGUUUCUGCACAGAAGCUCCUAAAUGAAAAGUCCCCUUUGUAUAGAAGUUACCGGUUAAAGGCUCUUCAUCCCAACUGGUGCCAGCAGGUCAAGUUCAUCCCCCAGCUGAACAUGGUGGCUUCCUGUUCGGCCAUUGAGAAGUCCUCUCUGGUGCUGACAUUAUUGCCAUCCAAAGAUCUAGAGAGCCCCAAGUUAUCAGUACUGAACUUGAGGAAAGGGAUUCUCUGCUUUGAUUACUGCCCAGACAAGAACUUGGUGGUGACUGGUGGCUAUGACCCCCUCAUCCGCCUGUGGAACCCCUUCUUCUCAAAAAGGCCCGUGUGGCUGAUGAAGGGGCAUCAGACCUCCGUGACGCACAUCCUUGUGAACAACAGAAACGGCAGCAUCCUCCUCAGCGUCUCCAAGGACAAGAAUAUCCGUGUGUGGGACAUGCAGGACUACAUAUGCCUCCAGUCCUUUUGCGGGAGGCUUAUUGCCCUAGGAAACUGCCCCAUCACCAGCGUCUACUUCCACAAGAAUGAAGACAGCCUCAUCUGCACCACCUAUUCCAUUGGGAUCCUAAAAGGGUACUUGGAGACCGAGGGGCCUGAGAAAGGAGGGGAGAAGACCUCAACUUACAGCACACCCUUGUGCGCCGUCCUCUACAGUAAGAUCUUUAAGCAGGUGGUGAGCGGCUGCCUGGGCAGCCUGGUGAGUGUGUGGGAGAUGGCGACGGGCAGGCGGAUGAUGGAGUUCUCUGUGACCGGGGAGCAGCGCGUGGAGCUGACUGCCAUGUGCCUGGACGAGCCAGAGCGGCGGCUGCUCACAGGUUUGCGCGACGGCACCAUAAAGAUGUGGAACUACACCAUGGGCGAGUGCCUGCUGACCUUCCCCAACCCGGACCAGCUGGAGGUUAGCGGGAUUGUCCCUAUGAACAAGGUGUUCUACGUGACUGGGUGGAGUAAGAGAAUCAGUUGUUUCAUGCUCCGCAAGACCAAGCCGAUGGUCCUGUACCACCACUGGCAGCAUUCGCACAAGGAGGAUGUGCUGAGCAUGGCCAGGUACCAGAACCAGUUCCUCGGGACCUCCUCGUACAACGGGGACGUUUUCCUCUGGAGCGUCAGCCUGUUCAAGCCCAUCCUCAACUUCAACGCCUCCAAGGGCCCCUUGCCUUCACUGCCCACGAAGAUCCAACAAGUGGACAACCCCCCGGCAGAGGGUUUCAGGUCCAGCAGGCCCUGUGCGGAGCACGAGAAGUGGGCACAUGAACCCUCAGUACGGCGCCCGCGCCCCGGGGCCAAGACCACGGCCAGUGCCAGCCUGCAGCGGAACCUGGCGUCGGCUCCCCCGCUGAUGAAAUGCCCCAGAGACAAGGAGCCAGAGGGGCCCCUGCCCCCCCAGAAACCUUUCCGUGCUGAAAGCCCUAAGCUGUUCCGAAUACCCUAUGGCAGAUGGUCAGUCCUCAGAGAGGCUCAGAAGAGAGGAGGGGAGUUCCGGAAGAAGGUGCUGCUGCAGUCCAGUGCUUCGGUGGAGAAGAUCAUCUUCCUGCAGACCAGGCCCCGCCUGCCACACACAGCCGCGCUGCUGAGCAGCUGCACGGACGGCCACAUCUAUGCCUGGUCCAUCCACGGAGACGGAGGCCUGCUGGGGAAGUUCCCUGUGGGCUUUGAAGACAAGGAGGAUGUGGUUGUGGGCGCCAUGGCCACAGAUGAGAAAGACUUGAUCCUUGUCACAGGGGACUGUAAAGGAUACAUCAAGAUCUGGGACAUCAAAGAUUAUUGCACAUUCAGUGACAACUGGCCACUUCAACCCAAUGGAACAAACAAAUUCCGGCUCUUAAUUCCUGAACAGGCCCAGAUCAACCUCCCACACUACACCCCCUUGAAGGAGAAGGAGGUCGUGGCUGGCCAGACCAUUUCCUUGGUUCCUCCCAAGCUUCUCAAUUCCUGGAAGGGCCAUUUGGACAGUGUGGCAGACGUCUUGUAUGUGGAUAGCUUCCAGCUGGUUGUCAGUGCUGGCCAAGACUGUAACGCCAAGGCCUGGAAACUCUCUGGUGACACCAUUGGGACGUUUGGCCUGAGUGUCUGGAAAAGGUUGCAGGAUAUUCGGAUGGUUGGUGAUUCUGAACUGAGAAAAGAGUCAAAGGAGGAGGAUGACUCUACAGUUGCUGCCCAGAAGGCCUUCCACUCAGAGCCACAGGAGGAGCGGGCUCUUGCCGAGGCCCUGGUGUACCAGCGGCGGGAGCAGGCAGCGCUCCUGGCGCUCCUGAAGGGGAAGGCGGACACGGAGGCUGAGGCUUGGGCUAACCUGCAGAAGAUAACCCAGACGUCCCCGUGGGCUGGAGAGCGCUCCCCGGAAGACAUUGAGAGCAGCUGGCGCAAGUGGGAGUCCAAGGGCAAGCAGGAGAGCAGCAUUGUGGGAGCGGCAUACAAGCCCAAGGAGCGGUCACGGAGUCCCAGCCUCCUGUCCGCCAACGUGCGGUACGGCUGGAUGAAGUACCAGAUUUCACCUCAGGUCUACCAAAGCCUGCACUUCAACAACCUGUCGCCCACCCACACGCCUGACCUCGUGCUGCACAGCAUCCUGGAGCAGCAUGGCCAGCGCACCUGCCCGCCCACCCACAACUGCCAGAAGGACCUGGAUGCCUACAGGGAGACCACGCCCAACACCGUGACCAGCUCACCCACUGUCUCCCUCUCUCCCAGCGACUCCCUCUCUUGGACGGCCUCAGGCUCCGGCUUCCUGGAGGCCACCUUGUCCACCUCCCUGCACCUCCAGUCCCCCAUGUCGGCCUUGUCCCAGGCAUCCAGGUAUGACGCGCAGAGGUCAGCGACCCCCAUGCCCGUUCCCUCGUCCAUCAAGCAGCUCUCAAGACCUCUGAAGGCCACCCUUCUGUCCUCCGCGAAGAGCUCCCACAUCAGGUUCUGAGGUGGCCCACCGUCUCUCCAGUCCUCUAGCACGGUCACCAGGCCCUCGGGGCUGGUCCUGUCUGUCCUUGGCUCACCCCUGCCAGACCCAGAGGCUAUAGACCUCCUUCUGUUGACCCCUUUCUUCACUAGUCCUGGAGAAGAAAAUAAAUAUUGGCAGACAUCA
Messenger RNA from Hyaena hyaena (striped hyena), 3984 nucleotides. RefSeq names its product EF-hand calcium binding domain 8 (gene EFCAB8). The record is from RefSeq and is a predicted model, not a curated record. Gene Ontology annotation, molecular function: protein binding; calcium ion binding. Bases 1 to 3819 code for a protein of 1272 amino acids. Lineage: Eukaryota; Metazoa; Chordata; Mammalia; Carnivora; Hyaenidae. The transcript is spliced from 26 exons.